AUGUCAAAGUCCAAUAUAAUUUUGUCUGAAUGCAAAAUUUGUGGAGUUCCUGCUUCGUAUUCUCAUUAUGGUGUUAUAUCAUGCAUGUCAUGUAAAAUGUUUUUCAAACGAAAUGCUGAAAAUCGAGAACUAACAACAAUAAAUUUACUUGAUCAAGAUCGAUCAUUAUUAACUACUGAUCAAUGGACACUUCUAUCCAAUUUAAUUCAUUCAUACGAUGAACAUAAUGCUCUAACAGUUGCAAAAGAUUUUGCAAAAGAUUUGAAUAGUUCACAUCCGAAAUUACGUUUCAAAAUAGAUGCAAACAAAACAGUUAAAAUUAUUACAAUUCUUUGUCAAGCAACAGAACCAUUUAUUCAAUCAAAUCAUCAUUUUGCUUCAUUACCUCAGCAUGAUCGUUCGAUUAUCUUGCGUGGUACUGUCGAUAAUGUUAGUUGUCUUGGUGCAGCUUUGAUACUGCGUCAAUCACAACUUAUCACAAAUUCAGGUUUUCGUAAUGGUCUGGAAAUUACUUAUGGCACUAUUCCAUAUUAUUUAAGUAUGAAUUUAAUUUCAUCAUUGAAUCAAGAUUGUGAUCUUGUUAAAUUAUCAUUAUCAAUAUUGGCUUUUUGCACAAGUAGUUGUGCUAUCUUUAAUAAUAAUACUUCACUUAUGUAUUUGACAGAUAUUCAAUCAUUUUUAAAUAUACAAAAUAUGUAUGCUGAAGUUAUAUGGAAAUAUUUACUUUAUAGAUAUUCGUUUGAACAAUCUGUCGUACAUUUUAAUCAACUUGUUAAAAGUAUUAUUGCUGCAGUUACCGUUAGAACUCAUCUACAAAAUGUUAGAAAUCAUACUGAUGUUAUUGAGACACUCGUUCAACAUAUUGGACAAAAACAAAUGAACAUUCAUGAUAAUUAA
Molecule: messenger RNA, 897 nt
Organism: Rotaria sp. Silwood1
Lineage: Eukaryota; Metazoa; Rotifera; Eurotatoria; Philodinida; Philodinidae
Source: the annotation of a GenBank genome assembly